Messenger RNA from Penaeus vannamei (Pacific white shrimp), 1102 nucleotides. NCBI's taxonomy places the organism in Eukaryota, Metazoa, Arthropoda, Malacostraca, Decapoda, Penaeidae. The record is from RefSeq and is a predicted model, not a curated record.
ACAUCGACAACAACGGCUUCCUGGACAAGAACGACUUCGACUGCCUCGCCGUCCGCGUCACCCUCAUCGAAGGCCACGGCGAGUUCUCCCCCGACACCUUCGCCUCCAACCAGAAGAUCAUGACUAACCUGUGGAACGAAAUCGCCGAGUUGGCUGACUUCAAUAAGGACGGUGAAGUAAGUGUCGAGAGUUUCAAAGCAGCUGUUUAUCAUUCUCUUUCUCGUUUAUCAUUCUAUUUCUUCUUGUCUCCUGUUUAUCAUUCUCUUUCUUCGUCCACUCUUCCAGGCGACGGAUUGGUCGGUGUCGACGAGUACAGGCUGGACUGCAUCACUCGCGCUGCCUUUGCUGAUGUCAAGGAGAUCGACGAUGCCUUUGACAAGCUCUGCACCGCCGAGGACAAGAAGGCCGGCGGCAUCAACAAGACGCGCUACCAGGAGCUCUACGCCGAGUUCAUCUCCAACACCGACGAGAACUGCAACGCCUGCUACCUCUUCGGGCCUCUGAAGGUCGUGCAGUAGAAGGGCCGACGACCUCCUUCCACCUCCUACUCCAGCGGCCUCCUCCUCCUCCUCCUCCUCCUACAGUAGCCUUGUCUUCUUCCUCCAGUCGACGCCUCCUUCAGCUUCCACUUCCCCGGAUUUUGAAAGGGGCUAGAUUUUUGAAGAAGAAAAAAUGAAAAUUGUGGUGGUGGAUUGGUUUGAGGAACGUGAAAAAAUAAUGAAUUAAUUGGAGGGAAAUAGAUUUUGGAACAGGGGAGGAAUUCGUUGAAGCCAGUCGUUUAUGUCUUCUUAGACGGGACGACUUCCCCUCCCCCCCCUCUCCCUCUACCACAGCUCCGCCAAUCUUCCUUUUUUAUUCUCAUUAUACCGUCACCCGAUCGACUUCCAUUUUUUUAUACUUUAUAAUGACCGUAUUUUGUUUCUUGUUUCUAUUUUUCUUGUUAUUAGUUAUUUCUCUGUUCUCGAAGUAGUUGUCGAUGUGCUCGUAAAAUAAAAAAAAUACUUUAGUUUGUCCUUUGACUCGGCAUUCUCUCGUGACCGGAAGUGAGCUGGUUGUGUCCACAACUUUGUUCGUUCUCAACCAAUAAAGAUUUAAUUGUUGA